Plasmodium gallinaceum is the source of this 1077-nucleotide messenger RNA. It is a transcript of the gene SHLP1, whose product is annotated as shewanella-like protein phosphatase 1, putative. The transcript has a single exon. Gene Ontology annotation, molecular function: hydrolase activity. The coding region runs from base 1 to 1077 and encodes 358 amino acids. The record is from RefSeq and is a predicted model, not a curated record. Lineage: Eukaryota; Apicomplexa; Aconoidasida; Haemosporida; Plasmodiidae.
AUGAUUAUAGAUGAAAAAAUAUGUAUACUUUUAUUAAUAUAUAUAUUGAUAGUUAAAGAAAUUAAUAGUUCCAUUUAUUUAAAAGAUAAUUUUUUAUUUAAAAAUUUGGUAAUAAAUAAGAAAAACCUCGAUUCAUCUUACUUUUAUAAUUAUGAUAAUUUGAAAUGGGAUGGAAAAAUAGUUGCUAUAGGAGAUAUACACGGGGAUAUUGAAGGUUUGAAGUUAAUUUUAAAACAUUCUAAUUUAAUAGAUGAAAAUGAUGAAUGGUGUGGAGAAAAUGUUUUAUUAAUUCAGGUAGGAGAUAUUUUAGAUAGAGGAAUAUAUGGGCCACUUAUUUAUGAUUAUUUAUUUGAUUUACAAAAAAAAGCAGUUAUAAAAAAUAGUAAAAUAAUUUUAAUAUUAGGAAAUCAUGAACAAUUAAAUUUAUGCGGUUAUUAUAAUUAUGUCAAUGAAAAAGAAACACAAUUAUUUUUUGAAAAUAAUUAUAAUUACAGAUCAUUUAGUUUUAAUAAUAAAAAUGGAAAUUACUUCAAAAAAUUAAUUAAAUUACCUUCUAUAGUAAAAGUUAACAAUGCAAUAUUUACUCAUGCAGGAAUUAGCAAAAAAAUGUCUCAAUUUAGUAUAAAUUUAAUAAAUUUAAAAAUAAGAUUACAAAUAGAAAAUAAGUGUAAGAUUCUUAAGUAUGAUAACUAUAAUUACUUAAAUCAUGAUAGUGUAUUGUGGUAUGAUGAUUUUUCUUAUAAAGUAAGACUUAAUCAUCAUGAGGGAUGUUCUGAAUUAUUUCAAAUUUUAAAAAAGUAUAAUUCAAGUUAUUUAGUUGUUGGUCAUACAAAACAAGUAUCACAUAAAAUUGGUUCUUUUUGUGAUAACAAAUAUUUUCUAAUUGAUACAGGAAUGAGUUUAUUCAUGAAUAAUGGUAUAUCUCAUCCAAGUUAUCUUCUUAUUGAACAAAACAAAUUUAAAUCUAUUCAUUUAUUUAUAGAAUAUAGAAAUAAAAAAAAAUGUUCUAGAGAGAUUCAUUUACAUAAUCCUUAUAAUAAAAAACUUUGUAUAUAUUCAAAACAAAUAGAUUUUUAA